AUGCAUAUCAGUCAAUUAAUAGUUUUAAUCCCACACAUCACCACCACAAUGAAACGAUCUGGCCCAGUUUCGGACUUUUUCGCACCGCGCAAAAAGCAGACGACAGUGGCUUCGUACCUCGAUCUUGCUCCAGGCCUACACUGGAAACUGGUCACAAACGGAUGCCUACGAGGCAUCUAUGUUCCCCAUGACUGCGGAGAACUACACUCCAUGGCCAAGCGUCUCAAACAGGACGGAUCAGAGCCCCUCUCUGUACCUGUGGCAGCCUUUGAUCUUGACUCCACCAUCACGCUCACAAAAAGCGGAAUGCCUUGGCCCAGAAACGGAUCCGACUGGAAGUGGUUCAGCGACCGUGUGGUAGAGUCUCUACAAGCAAUGCACAAGACCGAGGACCGCAAGGGCUCGUUUCCGGUUCCCCACAAGCCAUACAUUGUCGUGAUCAUUACAAACCAGGGCUCAUUGGUUCCUAAAGAGGGCAAUAAGCGAUAUGCGCAUUUUGUGGAACGGAUCGACUCAGUAACAGACUUUAUCGAUAUUCCUGUUCUUGUGUAUGCUGCUAGUAAGCUGGAACAGAAGAGAGGAGCCCCCAAGGUGGCUACGAAGUCAGAACAGGAUAAGGAUCCCAAUGCGUUCCGAAAGCCAGGCAACGGACUGUGGAGGCGGAUGACCGCUGACCUGGAGAAGAUGCACAUGAAGGUGAAUACGAAGGACUCGUUUUACGUGGGUGAUGCAGCAGGGCGGCCUGGCGACUUCGCUGCUUCUGACAAGGCGUUUGCUGAAAACGUGGGAAUUCAGUUCUUCACUCCCGAGGAGUUCUUUCAUUGUGAGGUCGCUUACAAGGGGGAGAGAAGCGACGAUGAUGAUGUGGAGAAUGGAAAGCAUUAUGAGCAUACUGAAGAGACUAAGGGGGAGGAGAAUGGGAGGGAGGAAGAGAAGAAGGAGAACGGCGACAAUGAGAACGGAGGGAAUGGAGAGAAUGGAAAAGCCAAUAGAAAGAGGUGA
Molecule: messenger RNA, 1002 nt
Organism: Yarrowia lipolytica CLIB122
Lineage: Eukaryota; Fungi; Ascomycota; Dipodascomycetes; Dipodascales
Biological process (GO): DNA repair
Molecular function (GO): ATP-dependent polydeoxyribonucleotide 5'-hydroxyl-kinase activity; double-stranded DNA binding; polynucleotide 3'-phosphatase activity
Source: RefSeq, a predicted model, not a curated record